Molecule: messenger RNA, 916 nt
Organism: Drosophila suzukii
Lineage: Eukaryota; Metazoa; Arthropoda; Insecta; Diptera; Drosophilidae
Source: RefSeq, a predicted model, not a curated record
UUAUCGGCAACAGUCAUAACGUAGAAGCCAAGACCAUGCUCAGAACUAUUUCAAUUUUGGCCCUGCUGGCAUACACAGCGGCCACUAUGGCAGAAGCAAAACCUAUUCUUUUCAAGGUUUUCGCACCCAGCGUUGGCUAUUCCAGUGGAAGUUACCAAAACACAGUGGGGCUAUCGCCCUUCAACACUCAGUUAAUCUCUAGCCUCAUCUCUUCCAAAAUUCAGCUGCUUAACAGCGUAAUGCAGGCCAAAUAUUCCGCCGGGGGCUUUCGUAUCGGCUUGAAUAAGUCAGUCACUCUUUUUAGCUCCACAACCACGACUGAAAAGCCUUUGACACAUUACACUACGGAGGUAAACACAGACUUUACUGCAGAUGAUAUUAGCACUACUCAACUCGUCUAUACGAAAACCACAGAAGGUGCUGAUAAAACGCCGAGUCCAACAAUAAGUCCCGAGCAUCCAGUCCAUACAAGCAUGACUUCAGUGAUCCCAAUCGACAACACUACGUUGUUACCUGAAGUCACCACUAUGACGACCGCAACGACUGGCUAUUUCUAUACCACUAUCCAUUCUCCCAGCCAUUACUUGCCCGCUAUCCUUUCUCAAGCCUAAGUAUAGGUCCAAGGAAACUUGUACUACACAGCAGUUCAAUUUAAAUAUAUUAAUCUUAGCCAUAAUCCGUAUCCAGUAAACUGCACUAACUUUACAGAUUACCGAUUCAACCACCUUAAAAAAAGAAUAUGUUAAAUUUUUGCGGAAGCGAUUAAAACCUGUCGCGCGUUGAACGUUAUGACAAUGGCCACCUUUGUGCAAUUCUGGCCAAACUAGUAAUUAUUAGCAUAGAAACCGGUUUUUAGAAGAAUUGUGUGUGCUUAAAAGCAAAUAAAAGCUAUUCCAAUCAGUGCUAUUAAAAAAGA